Molecule: messenger RNA, 929 nt
Organism: Mucor mucedo
Lineage: Eukaryota; Fungi; Mucoromycota; Mucoromycetes; Mucorales; Mucoraceae
Exons: 4
Coding region: 31-891 (286 amino acids)
Cellular component (GO): mitochondrion
Source: RefSeq, a predicted model, not a curated record
UUUUUUUUCUUCUCUUCUUGUUCAUAUAACAUGCAUCGUCUCGCUCGAAUCAGACCGAGAUUAAUCACCAUCCCACAAAGACGCACUGUGUUUGGCGAUCGUCCUUUCCCUCCACCCCAACCAACAAGACCGAUCGAAGAUUACAGCGCCAAAGACGACGGACUUUCGCCGACACUCGACGCUGUGACAGAAGAUCCCAGUCUUCAAAGAAAUAACAAUGACCCCUUUGCAUUUCGACAAAGUCAUCAUUUUGAUACCUAUGAGAUCCUCACUCAUCUCGAAUCCCAAGGAUUCACAAGAAAACAAGCCGAAGUCAUCAUGAAGGGGAUUAAAUUCAGACUUCGUGAAUGUACUGCUUCCGUAAGACAGCAAUUACUAUUGAAAUCAGAUUUAGAAAAUGAAUCGUAUUUAUUUAAAGCAGCCUUGUCGGAAUUAAGAACCGAAGUACAAGUGAUGCGAAGAAACGACAUGCAAAUGCUUCAAACAGAAAUGUCCUUGAUUACCCGUGAAGUGGAUUCCCUGGAGCAAAGGCUGAGUGAAGGUGUGGCUGACAUGAAGAACGAGAUUCAAAUGGACAUGAAUAACCGAAAGAACGAAACUCGUCAGGACCAAAAGAAGAUGGAUAUGCAGAUCCAGGAAAUUAAUAACAAAUUUACCAUCAGUCUAGGCGAUAUUCGGACAGAGAUUGAAGCAGUGCGCUGGGAGACAAUCUGGAAGGGCAUGACUGGUGUUGCAUUGGCUGGACUGACAAUUGCUAGUCUAGGUUACUUAUUAACGAGAUAUUCUGUGAGAAAAGCAACAUUGGCAAGGAUCGAGGAUGAUAAAAAGAGAAAGCAAAUGCAAGAAGAUGCAAGUCGUGCUGGAACUGCGGAUAUGGAAGUGAUAUUUUAAAACAAUUUAUAAUAAAAGUCUAUGCCCAUAUAUAUAUA